CGUUGCUUAUAGUUGCGGUCGUUUUUUGCAGCGUUUUGCCGUUUCUUUGUGUGAAAAUGCCAGAUCCAGCAAAAUCUGCUCCGGCUCCCAAGAAGGGCUCCAAGAAAGCUGUUACGAAAGUGCAGAAGAAGGAUGGGAAGAAGCGUAAACGCAGCCGGAAGGAGAGUUAUUCCGUUUACGUGUACAAAGUCCUGAAGCAGGUUCAUCCUGACACCGGUAUCUCGUCCAAGGCUAUGGGCAUCAUGAAUUCUUUCGUCAACGACAUCUUCGAGCGCAUCGCCGGCGAGGCCUCCCGACUGGCGCAUUACAACAAGCGUUCGACCAUCACGUCCCGGGAGAUCCAGACGGCCGUGCGCCUGCUGCUGCCGGGCGAGCUGGCCAAGCACGCCGUGUCCGAGGGCACCAAGGCCGUCACCAAGUACACCAGCUCCAAGUAAGGGCACGCAAGGAACGCGACAAAACAGCUAUUUUACCCCAAAGGCUCUUUUCAGAGCCACUUCAGUUA
Pteropus alecto (black flying fox) is the source of this 505-nucleotide messenger RNA. Its product is annotated as histone H2B type 2-F. NCBI's taxonomy places the organism in Eukaryota, Metazoa, Chordata, Mammalia, Chiroptera, Pteropodidae. The coding region runs from base 57 to 437 and encodes 126 amino acids. The transcript has a single exon. Gene Ontology annotation, cellular component: nucleosome. The record is from RefSeq and is a predicted model, not a curated record. Gene Ontology annotation, molecular function: structural constituent of chromatin; DNA binding; protein heterodimerization activity.